Messenger RNA from Platichthys flesus (European flounder), 1051 nucleotides. RefSeq names its product nudix (nucleoside diphosphate linked moiety X)-type motif 1 (gene nudt1). Gene Ontology annotation, biological process: DNA protection. The transcript has 4 exons. Gene Ontology annotation, molecular function: 8-oxo-7,8-dihydroguanosine triphosphate pyrophosphatase activity. The record is from RefSeq and is a predicted model, not a curated record. The coding region runs from base 194 to 664 and encodes 156 amino acids. NCBI's taxonomy places the organism in Eukaryota, Metazoa, Chordata, Actinopteri, Pleuronectiformes, Pleuronectidae.
UUCCUGAUCUAUAAAACAUAGGAUGUUCCUCCCUGCAUUCUUCUACCCUAUACAUUCUAUGCUUCUACCGAUCCACGUGCUGACGUAGCAGUGCGUCAUGUGAGGAGGUCCAAGGGGCGGCACCAUGGGGCUGAACCUAUACAGUCUGGGCUGAACGAGGAGUAGUCCAACGUGAACUGAUACACGCGGUGCGAUGUUGAGCCCCAAGCUGCUGACCCUGGUGCUGGUGGUGCAGCCCGGCCGGGUGCUGCUGGGCAUGAAGAAGAGGGGCUUCGGGGUCGGGAAGUGGAACGGCUUCGGGGGCAAAGUUCAGCCCGGAGAGAGCAUCGAAGAGGCCGCGAGGAGGGAACUGCAAGAAGAAAGUGGGCUCACAGUGGACGCUCUCGAGAAGGUCGGAAACAUAAAGUUUGAGUUCGUCGGAGAGACGCAGCUGCUGGACGUCCAUGUUUUCAGGGCGGAUGCUUACAACGGAGACCCAACAGAGUCUGAGGAGAUGAGGCCUCAGUGGUUCGAUUGUGAUCAAAUUCCCUUCAGUGAAAUGUGGGCUGAUGACAUCAUGUGGUUCCCUCUGUUGCUGCAGAAGAAGAAGUUUGUCGGAUACUUUAAGUUCCAGGGUCACGAGGUGAUCCUCAGCCACACGUUGGAAGAGGUGGACGAGGUCUGAGAUGAUAAUGUGGCCGGUGGUGACACUGUUAAUGAGUCGGACCAAAAAUGAUCAGCUGUACUGUCAAAAACGGUUUAAACUGAAGAUGUCGUGUUUACAAAUCUGUUAAUUAUUCUAUCAGGUAUUCAUAUCUGUGUAUACCUCCACCAAGGCAACAGUCCCCUAAUGAAACCCCUUUUACAUCCACUAGAUCUGGAUUUAUGCAGCACAUACUCAUUGAUAAUCUCUUCUUUCUUCACCAAGAUCUAUAAAAUACUCCCUGGGAAAUCUGUAAAAUGCGUAAUUCUGCUAACAAACAAGCAGACCUACAGACAGGGAUGAAAAAAACACCCUCCUUGGUAGAGGUGAAACAAAAUCACAGCAUCAGUGCAACGAGAGAUUGUUUUG